Messenger RNA from Exophiala dermatitidis NIH/UT8656, 1098 nucleotides. RefSeq lists its product as uncharacterized. The transcript has a single exon. Gene Ontology annotation, cellular component: cytosol. Gene Ontology annotation, molecular function: sulfurtransferase activity; tRNA binding. Lineage: Eukaryota; Fungi; Ascomycota; Eurotiomycetes; Chaetothyriales; Herpotrichiellaceae. Gene Ontology annotation, biological process: tRNA wobble position uridine thiolation. Bases 1 to 1098 code for a protein of 365 amino acids. The record is from RefSeq and is a predicted model, not a curated record.
AUGCCGACUAGAGUGCCCGAGAAACCUGGGACCGGCCUGUGUGUGGAAUGUGCCGAGCGGGAGGCCACAUUAGACAUCAGAAACCGGCGGUUAUGCGCAACAUGUUUCAGCCGCUACGUCAACUCAAAAGUGCUCAAGCGCAUGGAAUCCUAUCGGUUCAAAGCCCGUUCGGAAGAUGAGAAAGAUCGGUUACUGCUACCGAUUUCCGGGGGAGUAUCUUCUCUUGUACUGUUACAGGUGCUGGACACCCAGCUGCAGAAGCAACUUGCAAAGCGGAAUCGAACGGCGUACGACCUUGUCAUCGUCCGUGUUAUCCUCCCAGAAGACGAGGGCUCCACCAGCCUAGAUCAGUCUUAUGAAGAACUCAAACAGAGGUUCCCCACGCACAUUUUUCUCCCACCGCUCAAGUUGCAGGAAGUUUUUGGAACAGAUGGUCGGAUCGAGCGGGACUUGGAACAUCUCGGCAUCAAGCGGGAGGCCGAAGAGUCGAACCAGACCUUCCUGCAGCGAAUCACUAGCCUGGCGACAUCUGUAACAGCCCGCGCAGACUUGCAGUCGAUACUGCUUCAACGACUGAUUGUGUCAGUGGCGCAACAGGAAACUUGUGCAGGUAUUGUCUGGGGACAUUCCGACAGUCGGCUGGCCGCGCUGGUACUCGCGGAUGUUGCCAAAGGUCGCGGCGGGUCGGUGUCCUCAACCAUCGCCGACGGCCCUUCGGUAUACGGGAUUACGUUCAUCUAUCCGAUGCGUGACUUGUUCAAGACCGAACUUGAAGCUUAUGCCCGCGAAGCCUCCGAGCCGUUGCUGGCGAAGACAGCCGAGCUUGAUGGGACACCAUCACCGCAACCUUCGACAGUCCGGCACACGUCCAUUGACAGCCUUCUGAAAACCUAUAUCGACUCGCAGGGAGAAAAGUAUCCUGGAAUCAUGGCCAAUGUCGUACGCACAGCAAGCAAGCUCCAGGGAAGGCAGGCGUCCGCUAUCGAGGGUGCGUGCCCUGUUUGCGUCAAGCCUAUUGUGCGAAGCGAAGGACUUGCCAUCUCAGACUCGAUUCUCUGCUACGGAUGUGACAGAAUGAAGCUUGAUAUUAGGUCGUGA